CAUCACAUUUACUACUCAUUUCCUUGGAUUUUUCUUAUCAUGAAAGAGAUAUGACAUAGGGUAAUAAUAGGAGGACAAAAGUACAGAAGUUAUUGAUUACAACCAUUUAAUUGGAUUUUUAUGCCCACCUUAUCCUCAUCGCCAUCAAUAUCAAUACCACCUAAAAUCAAGCAGUAGUACAUGGUUAUUCAAUCCAGUUCUAACUUGAGCUACAUUUUUAUUGAAAUUUUCACAAGAGAAAUUGAGUAUUAGAGCGACACCGUAGUACUAAAUAGAACUCAAGAGUGUCUCCGAUGAUUCAUAACCGUUACUUAUUGGCCUUGACAGGCGUGGUAUUAGUUGCAUUGCUACUUCAAACUUUUCUCAUUUCCAACUCUCCGAUUGAUUAUCCGCAAGUCCUCGAAUUACCUCCAUCCAGUUUGUCUCAUGCUGAUGUGCCAUGGAACAACCACUUGCAGAGAUUGACGAAACUAGGCGAAGGAUGCUUGAAACAACCUGAAGAUAUUGCUGUGGAUAAAGAAGGUGUGGUAUACACAGCUACAAGGGAUGGCUGGAUUAAAAAGAUUCAUACAAAUGGAACUUGCGAGGAUUGGAAAUUCGUAGGCGGUGAUACGUUACUAGGAAUCACUAUGUCAAUCACCAACGAAGGAGAUAUUUUUGUGUGCGAUGCAGAUAAGGGUUUGUUGAAAGUUAAUGAAGAAGGUGUAACAGUUUUAGCGUCAGAAGUUAAUGGUUCCAAAAUAAGUUUUGCAGAUGAUGUAAUUGAAGCAACAGACGGUAGUAUAUACUUCAGUGACGCUAGCACGAAAUUUGGACUCCACAAUUGGUAUCUUGACACACUCGAAGCGAAGCCCAACGGUCGGAUUCUCAAGUACAAUCCUUCUACUAGAAAAACGACGAUACUUAUCGACGGUCUGUGCUUCCCCAAUGGUGUUGCUCUCUCCAGGGAUCAACAUUUUCUUGUGUUUUGCGAAUCAUGGAGAUUCCGAUGUCUUAAAUACUGGCUGAAGGGAGAGGACAAAGGGAAGCUUGAAGUUUUCAUAGACAACCUUCCUGGUGGACCUGACAAUAUCAAUCUUGCACCGGAUGGUUCUUUCUGGAUCGCAUUACUUCCGUUGGCACCCAAGGGGCUUGAGUUUAUACACAAAUGGCCGAUUCUUAAAUACAUCGUUGCACAAUUUCCAACGAUUCCCGAUUCAUUAAGAGUCGGUAAAAGAUCAAUGGUAGUUAAUGUGGCAGCUGAUGGCAAGAAAAUCAUCAGAAAGUUUGAUGAUGAAGGUGCGAAAGUGAUAUCAUUUCUUACCUCUCCUGUGGAAUUUGAAGAUCAUCUCUACUUGGGAAGUCUCGGUACCAACUUCGUCGGCAAGCUCUGGCUAAAUGAUCAAUUGGAAUGAUAUACUCAAGGUUAUUGCAAAAAUGCGGCAAACAGAUCAAUGUAUCGAAUAAUGUCGUUAUUGUCGGGUAAAAUUGUAGCAUAUUUCAAGUAAAUCUAACCAAAUGAUAGUGAUCGCAAAAAUAAUGUAUCUGAAUAUGCAUCAUGCUGCAAAAACCAUGUUAGUUGGACCUAGCUAGGUAGCUUUGAUGAGCCAACAUUAUUCGAAGAAGAUGGUCGUAAAUUAUUUUGAAAAAA
Molecule: messenger RNA, 1630 nt
Organism: Papaver somniferum (opium poppy)
Lineage: Eukaryota; Viridiplantae; Streptophyta; Magnoliopsida; Ranunculales; Papaveraceae
Product: protein STRICTOSIDINE SYNTHASE-LIKE 4-like
Exons: 6
Coding region: 294-1394 (366 amino acids)
Biological process (GO): biosynthetic process
Molecular function (GO): strictosidine synthase activity
Source: RefSeq, a predicted model, not a curated record